CUGAAGGAACAGCAAUGUUUCCAUUGUAUGAGUAACCUGUGUCUAUUGGCCGUUAUACUGCCAUACAGCCACUAGAGGCACGUCCGCUGAAAUAGUGGAGUAAAGCUUCUCUAUUUCAAUCAAAUGGUCCCAUGUGCAUUAGCCUACCAGUGCUUUCCUAUUGGAUCAAUCUCGAUGAUCUCAGACAAGAAGGCGGAACGGCGUGCCGGAGACCAACGCUGCGAGGUAGAAAAGACUGACGUGUAGGAUGCCCCCUACACCUCCCCACAACUUCUCCUGGGUGGAACCUGGGCUGUUGGCUGGCAUGGCUAUGCCACGACUCCCUGCCCACUACGAGUAUUUGUACCAGAAUGGUAUACGGCACCUGAUAACACUGACAGAGCACAAACCGCCGUAUCAUGACACUUGUCCUGGAAUCACUCUGCAUCGUAUUCGCAUCGUGGACUUCUGCCCACCAAGUUUGGACCAGAUCAAGAGCUUCCUCAAAAUCGUAGAAGAUGCUAACACCGAGAAAGAGGGAGUCGCUGUCCAUUGCAUGCAUGGGUUCGGAAGGACUGGCACCAUGCUGGCGUGUUAUCUGGUUAAAACUAGGAAGAUUACUGGGGUCGAUGCCAUCAAUGAGAUUAGGAAGAUCCGGCGAGGGUCCAUAGAAACAACAGAACAGGAGAAAUCCAUUAUACAGUUCCACCACUACAUAAAAUGAUGGGGGGGGCGGGAUUAACGAGGACUAGACAAUGUCCCAGCUUCACAGGACUGAGUUAAUCUGGACUUUCCACCAGCCGUUUGUUGUAUUUUCAUAAAACCAUUAUUUUCGUGAACUGAAGUAAAAUGAUUUUCGGGGCCAAAAAUGAAAUUUGGAUGGUCAUUGACUCUAUUGGGUUUCCAUAACUUCAAACAUAAUUUACUGUCUUGAGAAGAUGUUUUGUGGUUGUUUUUCAUCUUCUUCGGGAUCACUUCAGUAUAAAAACCAAAUUGGAAU
Molecule: messenger RNA, 979 nt
Organism: Pelobates fuscus (common spadefoot toad)
Lineage: Eukaryota; Metazoa; Chordata; Amphibia; Anura; Pelobatidae
Gene: DUSP23
Product: dual specificity phosphatase 23
Exons: 3
Coding region: 248-703 (151 amino acids)
Biological process (GO): protein dephosphorylation
Cellular component (GO): cytoplasm
Molecular function (GO): protein tyrosine/serine/threonine phosphatase activity; protein tyrosine phosphatase activity
Source: RefSeq, a predicted model, not a curated record